GUUUCUCUCUCUUUCUCUCUCUGAAAUUAAUACUUUUUUAAAAAUAAAAAAAAUAAAGCUACAUCUUCGUCAGUUGGGGUGUAUGCAGUUCCCCUACUUCCUUAUAGGUGGCGCUGCAGGGAAGGGCAGAGCAGAGUGCGCCCUACUGGAGGAGGAGAGAUUUUCCCAGUAGGGGGCGUAUUCUUUGGGUGCUGUGUCUGUGUGAGCCUUACGCAACGUGAGGGGCGGGAACAGCUCUCUCCCCGCCCCUGCCCUCUGCGGCGCUCUCUGAUUGGAGGAAGGGCCCGUCACUUGACGGAGCCGUUGGGGUAGGAGGAAGAGGGCCGGGGCGGAAGGUGAGGCUGAGGCGGCGGAGGUACCGGGAGCGGAGCGGGCUGUACCUGAGAGCGAGCCACAGCAACACCUCGGGCGCUCUCCCCCAUCUCUGCGGUGAAUGGCGGCGGGAUGGAGCACGAGGGGAGCGGCGGCAGCGAGGGGUCUGCUGGGCUCCUGCAGCAGAUCCUCAGCCUGAAGCUCGUUCCGCGAGUGGGCAACGGGACCCUGUGCCCCAACACCACUUCUCUCUGCUCCUUCCCAGAGAUGUGGUAUGGUGUGUUCCUGUGGGCACUGGUAUCCUCUCUCUUCUUUCAUGCCCCCGCUGGAUUACUGGCCCUCUUCACCCUCAGACAUCACAAAUAUGGUAGGUUCAUGUCUGUAAGCAUCCUGUUGAUGGGCAUCGUGGGACCAAUUACUGCUGGAAUCUUGACAAGUGCAGCAAUUGCUGGAGUAUACCGAGCAGCUGGAAAAGAAAUGAUACCAUUUGAAGCCCUUACCUUGGGCACUGGACAGACGUUUUGUGUAGUGGUGGUCUCCUUUUUACGGGUUUUAGCUACUCUAUAGCAUAUACCCGUAUGUAAUGGCAUUGAACAUAAGUUUUAUAGAAUCCUCAAAAAGAAUACAAUGUUGGAGGUAGUGUUUUCUUAGUUCUUCAAAUGGAAGCAACUUGGAUGACAAAGUUUGUGAAGAACAGCAUCUCAGCCUUUUCUUCAACUUGAAGCUCUAGGAAUUGAUGCUCUUUUUGGACUCCUGUUGUUCUCAACCGAAACAAAUCAAGUUUUAUUUUGUUUAGAUAUUUUUUUGAGCCGUUUUACAGGUGCACCUUUACCCAAAGCCAGGUCAAAAGUGCUUCUGGGUUAGCAGUCUUUGCACUGAAAUUCACAAUAUUCUGUGAGAAAAUGAAGUGUUGCAUAUUUCAGAAAAACUAUGGAAAAUAUUGGUUUAUUUAUGAGCAUAUAUACUGUACUAAAAAAUCUUAUUUGAUCUAAUCAUGAUUAAAAUUUAGCAGACUCUCCUUUUGCUACAUCUUCAUGAUAGUGCCAAAUAGGUUUUGGCUGAGUAUUUCAUGAAAUAAAACGGGGGGAAAAUCUAUGACACAAGUAGUGGCUUUGAUUCCACUGUGUGUUUUUUUUAAAGGAGAUAAUUACUGAAUGAUGUGACAUUUCAUGGAUAACUAUCUUGACCUCUGAUUAUUUAAUAUAUUUUAAGAGAUGUGAAUUUGUUGUUUUAUACAUAUUAUCAAAAUAAGGUAAUUGAGACUUUUCUUCAGAAUUCCAGUACCUUUUCCUAUCACUUAUAUUCUAUUUUAUUAGGUUUAAUUGGAAACAUACCUUAUUAAAUAACUCGAGUUGAAAAUUUUAAGCCAGAUGGAUUAAGAUACUCUUUUGACAUUAAGGCCCAUUAAAAAGAUACUUUAAACAUUCUGUUAUAGUUUUUCUUAGUGAUUUUGGUUUAUUACUGGCUCUUGAAAAAUUGUAUAAGUGCAGCUCAAACUAGUGUUAGGGUUAUUGAUUUUUUAGUUUUAAUAGCUACUUGGUCUUCUUAGUUCCUUAGUGGUGGGUUUUCAGCCCACUUUUACAGUAUUGGGUGUCACUCCCAGAAAGUGCCUAAAGUUUAAUUUUCAGAUCCACCUUUCACGAUGUCCUUUACAUUUUUCUUUAAGAGAAUGUAUGUCCUUAAAGAGAAUUAAAUACUGAGUUUUUUAAAACCCAAUCUUAGCUAUUUAAAAUUUUCUUCUACUGCCUUUCUUUUUCAUUAAAAAGCCUGAAGACUGUGACCUUCAAAACAGAAAGGAUUGCAAAAAUUAAGUAUCUAACUUGAUCCUUAACAUUGAAACUGUUUUGUAUGGAAAGCAAUCAAUGUUGUUACCUGUUUUAAAAAUAGCUACCAGUAAUUAAGUCUGGCAUUUGUAAAGGAAAGUUUUCAUUGUGAGAGUAGGGCUGAUGGCCCAGGAGGUGAUGUACACAGGAAGGCGUCUGUUUCACUUAAAGAAAUAUGCAUUCUGACUUCUGAUUAAAAAUAGCUGGGAAGACCAAUUUAUUAAGGAUAGUCAAAGAGAAAAAUUACAAAGGGCUCACAAAAAGUAACUGGGCAUUUUCUUUUAACUAAUAGGCCAUUAGCCCACUUAUCAAAAUUACAGUGACAUAUACUCAGACUGGGUGGAAAAUUACAAGUAGAGUUGGAAUGCAGGCAAAUGUCCUUACAAAUGCCCCAACAAGAUUACUCCCCAGUGCUUAAAUCCUUUCAAGCAAAUUUUAAGUCUUUAGUUAAAGACUCUAGUUUUCAGUUGAAGGAGCUAUGAUUUUGAAAAGUAGUCCUUUAGGCCAAGAAAUUUGGGAUGUCGUAGCUUUUAUUAUAAGAAAUUAUUUGAGCAUCUAUCAAAGAAUGCCUCUUAGCAUUCUCACCUAAAGCAUUCUUUUGGAUAGAAUUUCACAAAUUGAACAAGGAGGCCAGUGGUUGGUGGGCCCCUUCCCCUGAAUACUAAUUUUUGAACAUAUUGAUCUAUGAUUUAAAUGUUUGGUUAUUUUUCUUUUAGAGCAAAGACACAAAAAUCAAUGCAUUUUGAAAGCUGUCUUCUGUUUCCUUCUCUUUCCUGUUUGCUAUAUUUUGAUUAUCUGCUCUUUUUAAAAACUUCAAAUAUAAAAUAUAUCUUCAAAUUGAGUGUUUCUUCCAUCCCAGUAUGUGAACAUUCUUCUGUGAAUAUAUGUAUAUAUACUUAAUAUAAAUUGAGCUUUGUAACUUGAAAUGUUUUGGGGACAAAACUAUUUGAUAAAGAAUAUUCCUCCUCAUUUUUAAAUUUUUGUUUUUUAAAAUUUCUCAUCUCAAAUACACAAUUAUUUGGGGGUAGUUGCUCAGAUGAAAAAAUACUGUCAUUUGUGUUGAACAUUUCAUUUUAUCAUAUAUAGUUUUUGAGUUUUACCAACAACUGGCUUUCUGAAGAGACAUAUACAACCUCCCCAUCCCCUAGCUGUACAUCUACUUUUUUCUUUUUUAAUGUGGGGGAGGGAGACAGCCCCCAACCAUAAAAGCUGAUUUCUGGAUUCUUUAAAAUGGGUAUUUGGGAGUAAAGGCAUUUCAUGAAAACUUAAGUCCACAUUUAAAAGCAUAAUGAAUAUUCCAAGAGAAAUAUGUCUCUUUGUGCUAGUUCUUUUUUUUUUUUUUGGCAGCAAAACAUUAGUUCUUAGGAGUUGUCUAAACUAAUGAGAAAAAGUUCAUGCAAAUAAUUACAUUAAAACCCUUCCUUGUGUUUUUUAAGUUUUAAAAUUGUGUGUUGGCUUUUGAUUCCAAUGUCCUUUCUAACUGCUCUGGUUUGAAUUAAUUUCUUAUUACAACUGCAAUGCAUAUAACCUUCCCUAAGAAACCAUUUCCUGAAAUGUGAAGCCCAGGUGCCGUUAGCUAUCCACACACAGAAAAUUACCUGCAUUUCCUUUUGUGCACUCUGUUAGGCUGGUUGUGACUGAAAUCAGCUUAACUUUUGUAUUAGGUUAUUUCACUAACUGCUACAGUCAAAAUGAUCAAACCUUUGUAUGAUGGAAAAUUAUUUAAAUUUUAUUUUUCUACUGACAUUUCUAAUUCUGGUAUAAAUGUUUAUCAAUAAAGAAUUACAUUCAAUUCUGUGAACUGGAAUGACUAUUUCUUUUUCAGUGGCCAAUGAGUUUAAUCUUUUGUAAUAGAGUUGUCUAUCUCAAGGUCUUGGGUUUUGGGUUUUUUUUAUAACUUGGUACAUAACAUAUGUUUAACAGUAUUUCUUUUAUGUUCAACUUCCUAUUAAUUUACAGUAAAAUUCUUGUUCAAAGAUGUGAUUAAACUGUACUUAUAUGUGAA
This is a messenger RNA of Miniopterus natalensis, 4140 nucleotides long. It is a transcript of the gene TMEM170A, whose product is annotated as transmembrane protein 170A. Gene Ontology annotation, biological process: endoplasmic reticulum tubular network organization. NCBI's taxonomy places the organism in Eukaryota, Metazoa, Chordata, Mammalia, Chiroptera, Miniopteridae. Gene Ontology annotation, cellular component: endoplasmic reticulum membrane. The record is from RefSeq and is a predicted model, not a curated record.